Paramecium tetraurelia is the source of this 1395-nucleotide messenger RNA. RefSeq lists its product as uncharacterized. The transcript is spliced from 7 exons. Lineage: Eukaryota; Ciliophora; Oligohymenophorea; Peniculida; Parameciidae. The record is from RefSeq and is a predicted model, not a curated record.
AUGGAAUAAUUUAAUGGAAAACCUUCGGAUAACAUUUUAAUCACAUAACCAUUAACCAAACAAAAGUAUCCAGCACUAUUUCAUGAUGAGAGGUUUGGAAAAGACUUUGAGUCGAAUUACUCAAAGCUUUAGGAAAUUAUGGAUAACUUGUAAGGGAAAGUUGAAUAAAUUGUCAAGAGCUAAGAAGAUGAUUUCAUGAAAGCAUAUAAAGAUCAAAUGAAUGAAUUGCAAGUUGAUUUGAAGGCAAUGAAAAGAAAAAUUGAUGAAGAGUCAUUAAAAUAAAAAGCUGAUGAGAAAAAACGAAUUUUAGAAGAAGAAAGAGAUUACUUUAGAUAAGAAGCCCUCAGAUUAGAUAAUUUGAACAAAGAAUAGCUGAGAACAAUUGAAGAAUUAAAGUUCAAGUUAAAAAUCACAAUCGAAGAAAAAAAUUAUUAUGAAGGCUUUGUAAUAGAUUCAAAGAAAGAGAACAAAGCAUUGAAAUUCGAACUCUUAUAAUUAUAUAAAUAGAAAAUGGAAGAUUAAAAAGCCUUAAAUAGAAUACAAUAACAAUAAUAAACACAGUAAAUUACCAAAUUAAAUUCUAAAAAACAAUCUGAUAAUAGACCAUUAACUUAAGAAGGAAUCAGAUCAGAAGCCAAUUUAUUCAUUAAGGAUGAUUUUAAUUCUGAAUUUCUAAAAAGAGAACAAUCUUCAAAAGGAGGAUUCAGAUCAUAACUAUCUACUAAAAACAAUGAUUAAGCAUCAACAUAAUUUGACUUUUUUAGAAGAGAAAUCUCUACCCAAUAAUAAAGCAGAUUCCAUCCAGAAAAUUAAAUGUUAGAAGAAAGAAAUAAUUAAAUUGCAGAAUUAAAGUAAUUGUUACAAAAAGAAAAGUUCUUAUGUUAGCAAUUAAAGUGUGAGUUGUAAAAACAGAAUUCUUAAAGAGGAGAACUUGAAGUUGUGUUACUGGAUUGUGUGAAUUAACUUAAGAAAGAUAUUGCAUCUAGGUAGACAGUUUAAAAAUAACCAUUUUUGGGUAACAGUAAUAAAACCCCCAAAGUUGCUGAGUAGAUUGCCUUUGAAGACAUUGACUAUCGAUAAUUUACUCAUUAAGAUAAAAAAGCACUUCUCAAGAAAUUCUUAAGCUCCGAAUAAUUUUUAGAUUAAAUAUAUUAACUUACCUUCAAUAGUCAAAUGGCUAGCACAUCUUAAUUAAAGCUUAAUGAGAAGUGGAAACAAGAUGCAAAUGAUGCUACCAAGAAAUUCAAUAAUUUUAAAAUAUAUAAAUUUAGAAACAUCACGAGCUAACCUAUUGUAAAAUAAGUGAUAUCGAAAUAAGAAUAAAACAUUUUGUCAGAAUUAUAGGAAAAAGUCGAUUAAGGAUAAGAACUAGUGGAUCAAAUUGUAUAAAAUUGA